AUGGCAGUCACAUCUUUGCGUUUGCGCCAUCCGUUUGGCGCGAGGGUUGACAAUGGUGAAGGAAUACGAGCCAUGAUGGGCUCCCCUGUUCCAUUGGCCGAAGAUCGGCUAUUCAUUCUCAAGAGAGAGAGGCCAGGAAGCUUCAGCAGAGGGCCCCGCCAUGCUCUCAAUAGCAGCUGGUUUGACGCCCACAAGCGUUGUUUUCCUGACAAGUCCCACCCUGUCCACAUCGAUCUUAUCCUUCUCAGGAAACGAAGCUACUGUCCCGUGACUUCCGCGAUGCACGACCGGGGCCUUGCGCCUCAACGACAGCAAAUACAAGGUGUCACGCGGCAUGCUCGUGGAUCUGCCGAGAUCAUGAAGAGCUGGUCGUCAUGUUCCAUGUCCAGCUCAUCUCUCCUUGCUCAGUACGAUCAGGAGCACUCUGUACCUUCAACAGCCGCUAUCUCCGGCGGGAUGGUUCUCGACCUGGGCCAACCGGGUUGCCAUGGUCUCUCACAAUCUUCUCCAGGCCCAAUGUCCAACAGUCCGAUUCGCGGAGAUGGCCGCAUGGAUGCUCCGGGCAAGCCUUUCCGCGUGGAGUGGUCUCCCCACCUGGCCUUCCUUUCCGCAGCCUGA
Verticillium dahliae VdLs.17 is the source of this 618-nucleotide messenger RNA. RefSeq lists its product as uncharacterized. Bases 1 to 618 code for a protein of 205 amino acids. NCBI's taxonomy places the organism in Eukaryota, Fungi, Ascomycota, Sordariomycetes, Glomerellales, Plectosphaerellaceae. The transcript has 3 exons. The record is from RefSeq and is a predicted model, not a curated record.